Molecule: messenger RNA, 410 nt
Organism: Drosophila navojoa
Lineage: Eukaryota; Metazoa; Arthropoda; Insecta; Diptera; Drosophilidae
Gene: Tom7
Product: Translocase of outer membrane 7
Biological process (GO): protein import into mitochondrial matrix
Cellular component (GO): mitochondrial outer membrane translocase complex
Source: RefSeq, a predicted model, not a curated record
UCGGUAACUCGUUGCAAAUCCAUUUCAUAAUACGAGCGUUUGUGUGUGUUCUUCAAGUCUUGCAUUUUUCAUCAAUUACAAAUCAAGAUGGUUCUGUCCGAUGGAGCUAAGGAGCGUCUUGGAGUCGUUGUCGAUAUCAUUCAAACCACAUUCCACUGGGGAUUUGUCCCAAUGGUCCUGUACUUAGGAUUCUCAAAGGGUGCGGAGCCUGGAAUGCCACCUCUAUCCCUUCUAAGCCUUUUGUGGCAAUAAAUAUUUUCAUCAAUCGCUUGCAAUGACAACGGCAGUGUUCUCAUCAUUAAAUUGACAAGAUGUUUUUGUUAAUUGAUUGGCAGUUCAACAGUUAUAGGACCUGUAAGAAUCGCAGGGGGAAAUAAAUUUCUGUUAAACGCUUAACAAAUCUAUAUAUA